Molecule: messenger RNA, 2574 nt
Organism: Pseudozyma hubeiensis SY62
Lineage: Eukaryota; Fungi; Basidiomycota; Ustilaginomycetes; Ustilaginales; Ustilaginaceae
Product: Mg-transporting ATPase
Exons: 1
Coding region: 1-2574 (857 amino acids)
Source: RefSeq, a predicted model, not a curated record
AUGACCGCAUCGGGAAACGGUGCAGAAGCAGCAAAGGAUGGUGUCGGCAGUAGCAGUGGCCUCUCGCUGCGAGAAAGGAUGCGAUUGAAAGCGCAGCAGCAGCUUCAAGACAAAGCGCAACCCACCUCGGUCGCCAGCUCCAGCAUCGACACGAGGGAUCUCGUUGCCAUCGAUGUCGAGAGUGAUGAGGAGGAUCUCGGCGCCCUCACACUCGGACGCUCAAAACGACAGGCCGCGCUCAAGCGACCCGCUACAUAUAGCAUCGACCCGCUCGACGACUCUUCCCGACUCAAGCGCCAUCCGAACAAGCUUCCCACCUCGCUCGCAAAAUAUGCUGCCGUACCAACCAGCAAGACGAAAGGUAUCGAUGGGCUGCUGCGCGAACAGCAGCGUAGGGCGAAACGUGGCACGGAUGCAGACGGUUUCUCGAGGGCAGAAGCGAUCGCACUCAGCAUGGAGCAGGAGAGACUAGGUCGCAUGGGAAUUGCGUUUUCAGACAUGGAUUCUGAUGACGUGCGUUCUGCUGCUGGCGAAAGAUCCCGAUCUUCGAGUGUGGAUCCGAGACAGACGAAAUGGACGAAUCUCAAUACGAAUCGCAAUGGGCUCAACGACAACGGAAAAGAGCGAGAGACGACAGUCAGAGCUCUGUCGCCAACGAUUCCAUCGUUUCUAUGGUCCUCGCAGUCCGAAGCCAGUGACUCAGAUGACGAUGCGGAACGCCAUGUCGAUGCGAGCAAGACAAAGCAGCAGGUCGAAGCAUCUCUCGCUGCAGUCGGCGCGGAUGAGGACGAAAAGCAGCUCGCACUCGACAUUCUUCAAUCAGACGUCGUCCGCAGCAGGGCUGGUGACGUAUCAGGUUCCAAGGAUCGCAUCACUUUCUACAGAUCAGGCAAGGUGCUUGCUCCUGUCACGAAUACCUUUUGUCCUUUGCCGUGCGUCGCUCGAGACAAGGAGAGCAAGGCAUCCACCCAAGUUGCGGAGAAGACAACAGCGACACAGGCCUCGGUAGCAGCAGCUCCAGAUGCAUUCGACUGGAGCACCCUCGCUCGCCACAUCCUUCUCGCUGGUAUGCUUUUACCUUCUCUGUAUCUCGACAAGCGUCAGAUCAGACGUAUCUUGGUCUGGCUCGGCAUUUCGUUCGUCCUCGAGCGCAAUGUCAUGCAGAGUCGUCUCAUCUCGACGCUCUUCCAAUCGCUAAUCUUUCAACCGGAAAAGUCGUUCUACGCUCGACAGCUCGACUCGACCAUUCCACGAGCGCUCAACGACAUAGUUCGACGUGUGCCCCACAUUCUCAACGGCAUCGGAAUGGACGACACCGUGUUCGAAAAGUGUUUUCCUGAUCAUACCAGCAGAACCGAUGUUCCUUGCUUCACCGUAGCUCGACGCAAGGCUGUUCCAUCGCAGACACAGGACGGAGCUAGCAGCUCGUCACCUAGUGCCGAGUUUCUCGAGUUCAAAGCGUACCUCACGCAAACCGAACGCGACGACAUUCUGAUAAACCUGGCCCGCUUGCUCAAUACGAUCGCCAGCGCCUCCCCGGAUCCUACUUUUGUGACCGACAAUCUUUCCGUGUUUGCCGGAUACGUCUCGAGCAUGGCGAUCGCUUGUGCGGCCACCACGAACCAUGCCGUGUCGGAUGCGGUGGCGGGCGCCUUCAACAGCAUCUUUGCCCUUGUAGCCGGAGAAGGGGAAGACACUUUGCGAAAGCUACAAGCAGGGGUGUGUACGAGAACGUUCGGCGCACUCUCAAACGACUCAAUAGCGGUACGAGCAAGGGUGGUGGGAGCAUUUCCGGGAGACUGCGAGGAAAUUAGCGCAGUGGGGAGGUGGUUGGCGUGGUACGCAUUGACCGAGGACGUUGCACGAGCACAGACGGAGAUCAAAGCAGCUUCGCCUCCGCCCGAUGGUGUUGCCGAGGUGGUGCCGUCUUCGGAUCCUUGCGCCGAUGAUGGUGAGGACGACUCGAAAGGUGGACUAGGAAAGGCGGAAAGCGAGAGUAGAAGACGGAUCCAGUUCGAGUCGCUGUCACUUGAUCUCGAGAUGCUUGCGAAGGCGAUCGACGCGAGAGAUCCCAACUCUCCUUUCCGCAUCGCGCCGGCUACAGUCGAAAGACUUGCGGACGAAGAAAGCUCUCCGAGCACACCACGACCCGGAUCUGUCGACACCGCCGACGCUCGCAGCAGCACAAGUUUCGAGACGAUUCUGGCCGCGACUCAACUCGUCUCCCUCUGUCUGCGCGAUCUACCCCUCCACAUGUGUUCAUUCACACCCACGACACCGACACCAUCGCAGCCUCACGCCGAUUCCGCUGCAGGUAAAUGGACGAAAGCACUUCGGCACGCACUCGAGCCGUAUUCGUCGAUGAAUCCGCAAUUGGAUGAAACUCGCAUCGCUGCAUUGCAGAAUAUCGUCGAGAGACUGGCAGGUGUCAAUGGCAGGAUCAGGGAUGAUAGGGGCAACGUGAUUCUGCAGACGCUGGCGAAGGACCGGCUGCUAAUGCUGUGCCAUGCGUUGGAGUAUGAGUUGGAGGUGUUUUCGGGGAAAGGAGAGGUGAGGGGAUCGUUCAUCAAGUGA